This is a messenger RNA of Xiphias gladius (swordfish), 3436 nucleotides long. RefSeq names its product coiled-coil domain containing 85B (gene ccdc85b). Gene Ontology annotation, biological process: negative regulation of DNA-templated transcription. Lineage: Eukaryota; Metazoa; Chordata; Actinopteri; Istiophoriformes; Xiphiidae. The record is from RefSeq and is a predicted model, not a curated record. Gene Ontology annotation, cellular component: nucleus. Bases 779 to 1381 code for a protein of 200 amino acids. The transcript has a single exon.
GCAGAGAAGGUGCGCGUAUUUUGAGGUGAUGAAGGGUGAGAUUGGAUUGUGAUUUAUUAUAUUUUUCGUUUUUUUUUAAUCCAGAAAACGAAUCGUUUGUUAAAAAAAAAAAAAAAAAACAAAAUUAAUGAAAUAAAUAAAUAGAUAAAUAAAUAAAGCUGCUACACGGACCCUUCCAACGGCCACCAGGGAAGUGAGUUCAUUGAGCCGAGGCGAGCGGAGCACAGCCUGAUGAGACGAUGCCAGCGACGUAAAAAUCACAACAUCUGCAGGGUGUGCGUCCGAGGCUGCUGGAUUAAGCCUCCGUGGAUCGACGGGGCCUUUGUACGUACAGUGCAGAAAAGCCCACGGGGGCGACUGUUGCCUUCAAAAUACUGCGAGAGGAGGUAAAAUAAGAGCGGUUGUGUUCCCGGAGGCCUUUGGAGAACACAGCCUGCCGUCGGCGAGGAGGACAGAUUGACAUUAAUGAGGGUUUGCUGUGCAUUUUCAUACUCGGCCUCAUUAAGGCAUUGUCCACAGAGAGACAGACAUUGGGUUCGGCAUAAAACGGGACUGAAGUCGCAGCGCCUUGCAGAAAGCCAUCUAAAUAAAGAUAUCACAUGUUUCUGCCUUGAUUUGGCCUCUGGUGCUUUAGUGAUCGCAUACAUGAUAUCUGGCAAACACUGAAUGAGGAUGAAGACGGGGAUGUGAUGCCUCCGUGUUGAGCACCGAAGUAUCGUCAUCUCGGCGCUUUUAAUAGAUUCUCAGGUACCCUCUGGGUGUGGGUUUUUAAUAGAAAAUGGGCAGCGAGGGGGAGAUAAUAAAUAGAGAACUGUCAAAGAUGUCUGACGAGGAUCUGCUGGCGUGCUCCAAAGAGGAGCUGGUGAGCCGGCUGCGUAAAGAGGAGUCCGAGAAAAUAGCAGCGCUCAUCCAGCGAGGACGUCUGAUCAAGGAGGUAAAUAAACAGCUGCAGGGACACCUCCUCGAAAUCAGGGAACUGAAAGUCAUCAAUCAGCGCCUGCAGGAGGAAAACGUGGAGCUGCGGGACCUUUGCUGCUUCCUGGACGACGACCGGCUCAAAGUGAAGAAGCUGGCCAGGGAAUGGCAGCUGUUCGGGCACCACGCAGCCAAAGUGAUGCGGGAGGACCUGGGCGGGUACUUGAAAAAGCUCGCCGACCUGGAGCGCAUGCAGGACGGGCUGGUGAAGGAGAAUUUGGACCUGAAGGAGCUCUGCCUGGUCCUGGAGGAGGAGUGCGUCAGCAGGAGUGACUCCAGCCCCGGCGGGUCCACCGAGCUCAACCUGCCCUGCAUGGUGGCCCGGGACCUCGGGGACGGAAGCUCAAGCACAGGCAGCGUGGGAAGUCCAGACCAGCUUCACCUGGUGUGCUCACCUGAUGACUGAUGACAGGUUUAUGUGAGCAGUCAGGGCUUCUCCGACCUGAAUAACGAGUCUGUAGACUAUAUGGGUGAUGUGAUUGACAGAAUGGAGACACAGAAGCUUUCUCAGACAAUACAAAUUAAAUUGGUGCAAAAGCAUUAGGGCCUUCUGAAUGCUGCAAAGAUUUGUGUGCCACUAGGUUUUGACUUGACAAAGAUUCUUCACUAAGGACAUUGUCAGGACUUUACAAAGACAUUUACUAGAUGUUUGCCAGAUGAUUAUGUAUCUAAAUUUUACAGUGUUUUUCUAAAGACUCGUCAGUUUUUGGGGAAAUUCUCUUUUUUCAGUGGUCUGUUGUUGAAAAAAAAAAAUGGGACCAAAAAAGUGGGUCACAUCUAUAAAUUUAUCUCAUGCACUGGACUAGCCUACACUGGUAGAAGCCUUUCUUUCUAUUGCACUGGACAGCGUUAUCGUGGAUCUUUAAAUCACAGAUCUAAAGAUUCAUUUCAAUCCAGUUUUGAGCCAUAUUUAGUCCACUGAAUUCCACUAGCACUGAAAUAGAUGAGUUCUGAUAAAAGGAAAAUAGAAAACUAUUUGAUAUUUGCUUUUGCUAGAUACCCAAUAAUGUAUAAUGUUUUAUGCACUCUCUUCCUCAGGACAGGAUUGGAGUGCCAUAUGUGCAUGAUGAUGAUUGUCACAAUUUGUACAGGCCUGUGAACCAGUCUGAUGUGAAGGCCCCUCAGGUUUACUGCGGGUGGGGCUGCUGCGCUAAUUGUAACAUGUGCUAGAGCCUGGGCAGAGCCAGCACACUUGUUAGGGUUUCGGAUCAGACACGAUAAUUGUCCUUGGACCUUACUCAGAGCUGAACUGAAUAAGUUCUGUCACUUUUUUAAAAUCCAACUGGAAACUCUUUAUAUCAAACUGGAAGGUCUAAAAGUUUUAAUGAUUUCUGUUCUAUCCUAUUCAAGCAAAGCUGUUGGAUUUUUCAAUUGUAGGACAUUUUUUUUAUCACCUUGUUGUUGAUGUUAAAUUAGCGUAUCACAGAGUUUGUUUCAGUUGGACGAUAGUCAGCUUUCUCCUCUGUAACUCAUGCUUUGUAAUUACCCUGUAACAUUAGGGAUCUGAACAUUCUUCACUUUGACCCUUCUUUCUCUUGAUUUAUCUGUAUUAACUAGCAUUACUUAAUGAUUUCAGUUUAAAAUCAUAGAUAAUGCCCAUGGAUUAGAAAAGCUUUCUUUUGUUGUUAGCUGUUUAUUGGUGGGCUAUGCUCGUAGUGCAUUGAAGAGCUUUAAAUACAGUGGGUAUGACACCUUAUGUCACUGUUCUGACCUUUCUUCAUGUGUUUGACUUUGCAGAAACAAGCAUUUACAUUUACAUGACACAGAAUGAAGGAUUGAUUUCUGCAUUUGUUGUUUUGACCUUCAUGUCUGAACCAACUGCACUUGAUUGAUGUUCUCUUUAUGUCAUACAGACUGACUUUAUGGAUGUUCAUCAGUUUUAUUUUUGGAUCCCUAUUUGCACAGUCUGGAGAGCUGAAGAGGACAGUGAUGCUUUUACCCCCCUAGUGAUGCACAGGCAUCCUUUGACAGUAGCAUACACACAGAUUUGUUUUUCUCCCCCAUGCUCACUAGCGCUCAAUCUGACUCUUUCCAUCUCUAUCUCUCUCACUAACCCCAUUUUAGCAGAGUGAUCCAACGCCCUCUCAGCCAUGUAUGUAUUAGCAAGAGAUUCGCUUCGUUUUUGGGAAAUGGAGCAACAGAGAACACAGUGUUCACAGUUGAGGGGCAUAAAGCAGUCAUUAGAGUUUUGUCAGUAUAUAUAUUGCAGCCAUCAAACCCUUUUAAUGAGAGUCAGUAAAAAAGGCUUCAAUUUAUGAGUGUUUUCAUUAUCGAUUAUUCUUCUGAUUAUUUUCUCGAUUGGGUGUUUAAUCUGUAAAAUGUCACAAAAUAAUGAAAUAAGACAAUUGUAACUUCCCAGAGUUAAAGGUCAUGUUUCAAAUUGUUUUGUUUUUUGUUUUGUUUUUUUUUCUGACCCAAGGUCCAAAACUCAAAGAUAUUCACUUUACAUUGAGUCAAAACA